This is a messenger RNA of Zerene cesonia (dogface butterfly), 5841 nucleotides long. RefSeq lists its product as uncharacterized. The record is from RefSeq and is a predicted model, not a curated record. Gene Ontology annotation, cellular component: Golgi apparatus. Lineage: Eukaryota; Metazoa; Arthropoda; Insecta; Lepidoptera; Pieridae. The coding region runs from base 52 to 3687 and encodes 1211 amino acids. The transcript has 24 exons.
ACAUCAGUGUUGUUGUGAGCGCGCCGCUCGCGUGGUAAACAAUUCAAAAAUAUGAAAUUGCCGGUCCGAAAAUGUUAUUAUGUGGCAAAAGUUAGCUUCUGUUUACUACUAGUAGUUAUGUUAUUAAGUUUUUUCGAACAAUGGCGAGGCAAAAAGCGAUCAGUGGGAGCACAAGUGACAAAUCUGAACGACGAGUACGAAAGAGAAAUCAGGGAAGAUGAAAAUCGGAUAGUCCCUGGGCUGGGGGAAGGUGGUGAUGCAGCUCAUUUGUUUGGUGAAGCGAAACGUCUUGGUGAAGAAUCUGAGAAAAAACUAGCUAUUAACGUGUAUUUAAGUGAUAGAAUCGCGUACAAUAGAACUUUAAAAGAUCACCGCAACCCAGCGUGCAAACGGGUAGUUUACGACGCGGAGCUACCAUCAGCUUCCGUAAUUGUCAUCUUCCACAACGAGCCCUACUCUGUAGUGGUGAGGACGAUAUGGAGCGUUAUCAACAGCGUGCGGCGCGACCAGCCGUGGUUCGCGAGGGCUAAUCAUGUUGAGAGGGACACUGGACGCAAAAUGGUGCUUGGUUAUCCAGGGCAAGAUCCUUCAUCUCCAUAUGUGUACUUGAAGGAAAUAAUUCUUGUGGACGACAAUUCUACUCUUCCCGAGCUCAAGGGCAAAUUGAGUUACUACAUACAAACGAGGCUGCCUCCAGACCUUAUCAAAAUACUCAGGUUACCUGAUCGCGUCGGUCUGACGCGGGCGCGUUUAGCGGGCGCGCGGUACGCGGGGGGCGAAGUCCUAGUGUUCCUGGACGCCCACUGCGAAGCCCAGACCGACUGGCUGAGGCCGCUGCUGCAGAGGGUCAAGGACGAGCCCCACGCAGUGGUGGUGCCCAUUAUUGACGUCAUUGAGGCCUCCAAUUUCUAUUAUAGCGUCCAAGAUGCGGUCACUUUUCAGGUAGGCGGUUUCACGUUCAUGGGCCACUUCACGUGGAUCGACGUGCCGGAGUGGGAGAAGAAACGCCGCGGGUCCGAUAUAGCGCCUACUUGGUCGCCAACAAUGGCGGGUGGGUUGUUCGCAAUCAACCGCCAGUACUACUGGGAGCUGGGCGCCUACGACGAGCAGAUGGCGGGCUGGGGGGGGGAGAACCUCGAGAUGUCGUUUAGGAUAUGGCAAUGCGGCGGAACACUGGAGACGAUCCCGUGCUCUCGCGUGGGCCACGUGUUCCGCUCCUUCCACCCGUACGGCUUGCCGGCCAACUCCGACACGCAUGGUAUAAACACGGCGCGCAUGGCCGAGGUGUGGAUGGACGAGUACGCCGAGCUGUUCUAUCUGCAUCGACCUGAUUUGAGGAACAACCCGCUCGUGGGCGACGUGACGCACCGGCGCGUGCUGCGCGAGAAGCUGCGCUGCAAGAGCUUCGGCUGGUACCUCGCGCGCGUCUACCGCGACAAGUUCGUUCCCGUGCGGGACGUCAGCGCGUUCGGCAGGUUCCAAAACCCGUCUACGGGUCUAUGCCUGGACAGCCUGCAGCGAGAGGGCGAAGCCUCCCCCCUUGGACUAUACCCUUGUCAUAAGGGGCUAGAAGCAACGCAAUACUUCGCGCUCUCUCUCAAAGGGGAGCUCCGCGACGAGGAGAAGUGCGCUGAGCUGCAGUACACCAGGUCACUAUCGGACAGUGAGAGCGGCCGGCGAGUGCUGAUGGUCACCUGCCACGGGAAGCUGAGGGGACAGCGUUGGAAGUACCUCCCGUCGCGGCAGCUGCAGCACGUGGAGUCGUCGCUGUGCCUGAGCGCGUCGCGCUCGGCGAGUGACGUCACGGCGCGACGUUGCCGCGCCGCGCCCGACCAGCUCUGGCGCAUCGACUACACGGAGGAGAACGGCUUCCGGCUGAACAAGGACGGUGAGCCGAGCGAGCAAGAGCUGAGGUUGCAGAAGCUGAGAGGACAAAGAAGGAUAUCUCGUUCCCUUAUGUCAUAUAACGAGACGGACCAGCGGCGUCACCAUAAAAAAGGAAAGAAGAAGAAGGGAAGGAAGGGAAAAAAGUCGAAGAAGGGCAAGAAGGACAAGUUCAUACUGAAGCUGGUCCGCAGCGCGAACGGCAGCGCGCAGCACGUGGAGGCCGAGCUGUUCUGCCGCCACCGCCGCCUGCUGCCCAACGACUCGCUCGUGCGCGACGUCGUCGCCGCGCUCAACGACCGGGACAUCACGGUGAUCAACAACGGGCGGGUGUUCGAGCGGCACCGCGUGACGGAGCUGCACCCGCCGCUCGGCGCCGCGCAGCCGAAAAAAGAAAUUUCCACCAAAAAGCGAAAGGAUAGAAAGAAGCAGGAAGUGCAGCCGGUCAACGUGGAAGUGGCCGAAAGCGCGCCGCAAGUGCGGCUCGCGCACGACGCCGGCCCGAACGUGAUGCGGCUGAACCAGGACGCCGAGAAGAAGAUCAUCAUCGAGGACUUCGUCGAGAUCAAGCCGAAGAUUGCGGCCACUGAUAUGCCCAAGCGCAAGCGCAAACGCCCCCAGCGAGGCAAGACUAUACCGCUCACCCGACAAAGAGAGGAGGAGCGAAUAAAAACUAUGUCGUUAGAGGAAUCUCCGAUGGAUCAAGCGAUGGUCAGAACACACGACGCGGUUUCUGACGAAGCGAAGCCGGCGCCGGCACACAGACACACGCCACAAACACACAGACACACACACGUACACUUGGAUAUAGAUAACAAGGACGACGAAGACAAUAAAGUUGAAAGACACUCUUAUAAAAAUGACAAAAUGGACCAACACGCUUAUAAAAACGACAAAUUGGAACAACACGCUUAUAAAAACGACAAAUUGGAACAACACGCUUAUAAAAAUGACAAAAUGGCCGAAUAUGCUUAUAAUAAUGACAAAAUGGCCGAACAUGCUUAUAAUAAUAACAAAAUGGAUGAAGAAAGAGUUGAGAGAAAAGAUCGAGACAAAAUAAUAAACUUUAAAAAAGUUUUCGAUCAAGUUGACAGGAACAUUGUCAAAAACACAUACGAUCUAGAUACGAAGGACGAUUAUAAAGUGAAAAAUGACAAAGUGGAUGGUUAUAAACAUACAGUGAAUGUGGAUGGUGAUAGAUACAAAGUGGAUGAUAGAGUUGUGUACACCGACCCGGCGGGCAGGAGUGAUGAGAGGGAAGACAGCGGAUUCGAUGCUAAGGUGGAAGCAAUACGGGAUGAUCAAACUGACACAAGCCCAUCGUCUUUAUACCACCGUACUCAAGACGUCGGCCAAGAACCGUCCCCAAUGGCCCAAAACCCCCGUAACGGGGACACGGGAUCGAACACACCGGCGUCCGCUGAGGACCAACGAUCUCUGGGGCAAAGUGUUGGCCCAAACACAAGGGGAAGGGAUUUGGGACCGCCCCAGGGUGGGCCGGUCAGGGUGGUUAUGAGAUCGAAUCUCACUUUCAAUUUGGGCGAUGAAUUCUUCAAUUGGAAACAAGCCGCAGACGACGUCGCAAACCUUCUCGGCGAGUUAACGAUACCGGGCAACGCGACCAAGUCGAGUAGUGAGUUCGAUAGCCAGGAGCAAGAGAACACAGCGCCGAGAAGAGAGGGGAGAGGGAGGGAGAGGGAUACACAAGAAAAAGGGAGUGGAAGAGACAGGGAGACACAAGAAAAAGGAAGGGGGAGUGAGAGGGAGUCUGGCUCUUCCGAGAGCAGUAGUGAAGAGAAAUAAACUAAGCAAUUAUUAUUGAAAGGAUUUAGGUAAUUGCGAAUGAAGGGUAGUGUUAAAAACUCCUGAAUCACAUUUCUGAUCGUUAGGAUAGGAAAGAAUUUUGAUAAAUCUUACCUUUCCCGCCCGGGGGAUAAAUUGGGGGAUGAAAGUUUGUACCAUGAAGAUUGAUUUUGACCACGCGAAUAUAAUGUCACUCAUUAUUUUAAAGUCUUAAAGCAGUCCUAAUUCCAGUGCUCGACAUUUCGAUAAAUGGUCUAGGCUAAAAUUGAAUGACUAACUAAUAACGUAGGCAGGGACGUAUUUAUUGUUAAAUUAUAACGUGUUUGACUACAAUGGCGUGCUAUUUAAUAAAAAAAAUAAUUUUCUAAAUUUAUAGAAUUACCUAACAUUCGCAAUUACGUCAAAGCAAUUUCUGCUUCACAUUGCAAACCUAACGCAGUACUAUAUGUUAUCAGUUAGGCUUUCACUCUUUUUAAAUUAAUUCUUAACCUAUCAGUAUGUAAAAGUUCAUCCAAAUUGCAUCAGCGAUCUAUGUGGUUAUUAUUAGAUGAUUAUUUUCAUAUGUUUAACAGUUUUAAAUAUUAGCAAACGAUGUGCGUUUGUAAAUAUUUUGUUAAUAAAAUUACACUCAUACUAUACAAUCUGCGUAAUAAUUGAUAAAAAAUAAAUGUAUUUUUAAUCGACUGUUAUAAAGAGAAGGAGGAGGAUCUAUGUGCGUCUAUACGUAUUUUUUCUGUAUGUAAGACCAUAACUUAGGCAAUUGUGACCCCAUUUAUUAUAAUUACCCCGUGAAUUUAUUAUAAGAAAAAAAAUAUAUCUUAAAAACGGUGCAUAAUUGAACUGUGAGACUGCGCAUGUACUUGUUUUUAUUGUUAUUAUUUAUCUUAAUUAUGCCUUUUUAAUAAACUCUAGUAGGUUUUGAAAAAACACUAGGUUUUAUGAAAUUUUUUAACUAAACUGAUUCUUUGUUCAAUUAUUUUUUGUUCUCUUUUAACAAAUUUUGAAUAGUCAAUUAUAAAGAGGAAAGUUGGCAAAUGAAACAUUGGUCAUGUUAAUUUAGAAACCAUAUCAGAACCACAUAUCACCUAUUGAAGUAUUUAUCGUAUCGUAUAUUAUAUAAAAACACACUUAAAAGUUCUUUAACGUUUGAAAAUAAAAGAAUUUUAAGAAUUUUUAUAGAAAAUUAGUAUUGGUAUAAAAAGUACUUUUUUUAUUUAUCUAUUAUAAAAGAUAUAUACAGCUUAUUUUGAUUUUAACUUAAAAUAGUAAUUGUUUUGAACUAGUGUCCUAUUUCUCAGUAUUAUUUAACUUAAUCGGAUCCGUCCUAAUAUAGUAUACUCAUUUAACGGCUAAUAAAUUGAUUAGUUGUUUAUUUGCUAUUAUAUACAAAAUGUGUUACUGUUUACUUUACAAUAUGGUCUGAAUAUAUUUUUUUGUAUAAAAAGACUGCUAUGAAAAAGACGUAACUAUAUAAUGACUAACAUAUCCAAAACCGGUUAAAAUAUAUAAAAAACAAUUAAAAUAUAUACAAUGGAACUAACACAAAUUUAGUAUUUACUAAAUACAAACAAAUAGAGAAUCACGCUCAGCAUUUGCUGAGUAAACACUUGCAAUAUCAGCGCUGAUAUUCAGCAAGUGUUUGUACCUUUUUAUCCUCCUGCGAAGGAAUUUGAUUCUUCCAAUAAACUUUGGAAACAGCUGAUAGUUAUUAACUAAAGGUUAUCAGCCUUUAGCAGGCAUUUUAGUAGUCUUUAUGAAGAAAAAAAUAGUUGUUUUAUCAUGUAAUAUUUGAUAUAUUAUUAGUAAUGCGGCGGUUUUUGCAUAAUAAAAAAUUGUGAUGUUAUGUUUAUAAUAAUAAUGUUAUAUAAGAAAUUAUUACGACACUUUCUAGGGCGUUACAUAUAUUUUAGGCAUUGUGUUUUUAGUAAAUGUGAAAAUUAAACUUAUUUUUAUUAUGAACGCCACGUGUAUAUAUUCUCUAUUGUAUACUAUUCGAAAAAUGUAUUUUUAUAGCUUUAAUAUCUCGUAUAUUUCUCUAAAUCGAAUCUGUAUUUAUAUCGUUAAGUUUGUUUUAGUGAAAUAAAGUUGUAUAUUAUAUAUUUUGUGUGAAAUUUUCUUAUUCAUUAGUGAUGUUAAGAAACGUAUGAAGACUGA